UGUGUUUACAUCGAGGAAAGACACGAGAGCAAGCUUAGAGCAUGAAGGCUUUAUCUUCACCAGAGCAUCACCAAAGGAAUAUGAGAAGGGUGUCUAAACCGGUGAUGGAGAAACGCAGACGUGAGCGGAUCAACCAAAGUCUGGAGACUCUGAGACUGUUGAUGCUGGAGAGCACAAACGAUGAGAAGCUCAAUAAUCCAAAGGUGGAGAAGGCAGAGAUCCUGGAGAGUGUGGUACAAUUCCUAAAGACAGACAAGGACGUGAAGAGGGGUCACCGCGCCAUAAAUAAAGUCCUGUCCAGAGAUCAGAGACCGACCACUGCCCGCCGACAGAACUACAGUAACGGCAUGAGGUCCUGUCUGCUGAGGGUCAGCCACUUCAUAACCAGCAAGAGGGACUCGGGAGAAACCGAUAAGGGUGCAGUUCCAGCGUCUUUUGCGCAUCCCGAGCCCCGGACCCAUCACCCAUCUUCUGGACAAAUCCACUGUGCUUUAUCGCCCACUCCCGAUCCGGCUGCUCGGUCUCCCCUCCAUCACCGGGCCACCGGCUUUUCUCAUCCAAACCAGACCCCCAUGACUGGUCUCCACUCUGACACCAAGCUGCUUUCCCCCACGGCAGCCUCCACGCACGAUCCUGUGUGGAGGCCCUGGCCUCAGUGACAGACACUUUGACAUAGAUUUUAUAUGAAGUUUGUGUAGCAGAUGCUGACCGACUUUGUAAAUAUGUGUUUAUGUUGUACAGCUUGAGAUCUUUUGUACAGUAAAGAUAUUUUACCGACAGAUUAGAUUUCAUUCAAAUCUGGGAUAGGUGAUUUAUGUUUGCGCCACGCACGCAUCACUUUUUUUUUUACCAAAGUUUUUUUUAGAUGUAAAUAUGUUUUAUAUUUUUUACUGCGACAUAUCUGCAGAUGAAUGAUAUUUUUUGAACACACGUGAACACAUUUGGUGUUGCGUAAU
Messenger RNA from Labrus bergylta (ballan wrasse), 956 nucleotides. It is a transcript of the gene her5, whose product is annotated as hairy-related 5. The record is from RefSeq and is a predicted model, not a curated record. NCBI's taxonomy places the organism in Eukaryota, Metazoa, Chordata, Actinopteri, Labriformes, Labridae. Gene Ontology annotation, cellular component: nucleus. Gene Ontology annotation, biological process: regulation of transcription by RNA polymerase II; anterior/posterior pattern specification; regulation of neurogenesis. Gene Ontology annotation, molecular function: DNA-binding transcription factor activity, RNA polymerase II-specific; RNA polymerase II cis-regulatory region sequence-specific DNA binding; protein dimerization activity.